Molecule: messenger RNA, 852 nt
Organism: Pelobates cultripes (western spadefoot toad)
Lineage: Eukaryota; Metazoa; Chordata; Amphibia; Anura; Pelobatidae
Source: the annotation of a GenBank genome assembly
AUGAAACCUAUAGGAGGCCAGUGUAGGAUUGACAUGAAACCUAUAGGAAGUCAGUGUAGGAUUGACAUGAAACCUAUAGGAAGCCAAUGUAGGACUGACAUAAAACCUAUAGGAAGUCAGUGUAGGAUUGACAUGAAACCUAUAGGAAGUCAGUGUAGGACUGACAUGAAACCUAUAGGAAGCCAGUGUAGGAUUGACAUGAAACCUAUAGGAGGCCAGUGUAGGACUGACAUGAAACCUAUAGGAUGCCAGUGUAGGAUUGACAUGAAACCUAUAGGAGGCCAGUGUAGGAUUGACAUGAAACCUAUAGGAAGCCAAUGUAGGACUGACAUAAAACCUAUAGGAAGUCAGUGUAGGAUUGACAUGAAACCUAUAGGAAGUCAGUGUAGGACUGACAUGAAACCUAUAGGAAGCCAGUGUAGGAAUGACAUGAAACCUAUAGGAGGCCGGUGCAGGACUGACAUGAAACCUAUAGGAGGCCGGUGUAGGAUUGACAUGAAACCUAUAGGAGGCCGGUGUAGGACUGACAUGAAACCUAUAGGAAGCCAGUGCAGGACUGACAUGAAACCUAUAGGAAGUCAGUGUAGGAUUGACAUGAAACCUAUAGGAGGCCAGUGUAGGAUUGACAUGAAACCUAUAGGAGGCCAGUGUAGGACUGACAUGAAACCUAUAGGAAGUCAGUGUAGGAUUGACAUGAAACCUAUAGGAGGCCAGUGUUGGAUUGACAUGAAACCUAUAGGAGGCCGGUGUAGGAUUGACAUGAAACCUAUAGGAGGCCGGUGUAGGACUGACAUGAAACCUAUAGGAAGCCAGUGUAGGAUUGACAUGAAACCUAUAGGAGGAAACCUAUAG